AUGAACUGCUCCGUCACCUUUCUGGAGAUGGAGAUUGAAGAUAUGAAGGAGAUAAACCAUGAGCUAAGGCAACAUGUCAGACAACUGCUUGAUAAGGAUCAAGUGGUGGGAAGUCAAGUGGAUAGGUUCACCUAUAAAAAUGAUCAUCUGUCUAAAGAACUGGCUGUAAUUGGCAAACUGUCUGAGCAGCUGGAAAAAGAAUUGCUACUGAACACUGCUGAUAAGGAGCUUGAGGAAGCAAAGAUUCAAAUUCAACACCAGCAGAACAAGAUAAAGAAGCUGGAACACAUGGUGAAAACACUAAGAUCUGUUAUUUUAGAAACAGAAGCUGAAAUAAAGCAAGUGAAGUCACCUUCAAGGCUUGAUACCUUUAUUAAGACGUUGGAACCGGACAGAGAGUACUGUAAAUGUGAGACGAAUUUGCUGAGGGUAUUUAGAAAUGCAUUUUCAAAUCCUAAGCAAACCUCAUGUGGCAGCAUGUCAAAAAAAUUUUCAUCCAUCCAGGGAGUGAGUUCUGAUCCACAAGUUUUGCAAAUAUUGAGAGAACGUGAAGAACUUAAGUCAACGCUGAAAAAAUAUGAGCGCCGUGUGGCAGAAAUUCAGGGUAACUUCAAAGUUUUAACAGCUGAGAGAGACAAAAUUGUCAAUCUUUAUGAACAGGCACAGGAAGAGAUUUCCCGACUUCGUCAGGAAAUUAUCAAAUGCCCCAGGACUCGUAAAAGUACUGUGACAGCUCAAGCUAUGUUAAGACAUGUGGAGAUUGAAAGGGAUACAGCACUGUUAGAUUUCCGAAGGAUGACUACAGAACGCGAUAGCCUCAGGGAGCAGUUAAAGAUUUCCCAAGACACUGCGUUUAAUGAAAAGGCUCAUUUGGAACAGAGAAUUGAAGAGCUAGAAACUACCAUUCAAAAUUUAGAUAGGGAACAGUUAGAACAGAUGUCCAGAGCAGAGCUAAUGAAAGACACCAUUGAUUCUCUGGAAACUGAGAUGAAGAGACUGGCAAGAAAAGCACUGGACUCUGAAACUGAGCUGAGCCGACAGGAAGCUGAAUAUGUUUCACUUAGUUUAUUGAAUGAAAAGACAGAACAGAGUCUUUCAGAGGCUCAGCAAAGCCUUAUUAAGAAAAAGUAUGAAAUGCAACUUACCCAAGAGAAAAUUAUGCUUUUGGAUGAAAAAAUCGAGAACUUUUCAAGACAAAGUCUUGUACAACGAGAGGAGAUCUGUGCUUUGAAAGAAACAAUUGCACAGCUUGAUAAAGAGAAAGCGUCUUUGCAAGACCGUGUGGAAGAAGGAAGAGAGAAGAUUGCUACUUUUGAGGAAAGCCUGGCAAUGAAAGAGAAAAUAAUUUCAGAUUUCAAGAUUCUGAUUUCUGAGUUGGAGCGUUCCACAAAAAAAUCUGCUGAAGCACUCUCUAUCUGUGAGAAAGAUAUCACCAGUUUGCAUCAACAGCUACAAGAAACCAAAAAAGAACUUGCACAGUCUAACAAGAACAGAGACUCAUUGGCUCAGGAGAACAACAGGUUACAAGAGCAUCUUUCUAAUAUUAAGCAAGAAAAUCAGGUGAUAUAUAAAAAACUAGCAAAGUACCAGAAUGAGCUUGAUGAUAUGAAGUUGCAAGCCCAGAGUUCAAACACAGAUAUUGUCAGACUGAAGGGUGUACUGAAGUCUAAAGAAAGAGAGAACUGCGAGCUUUUAGAGAACUACCACAAAGCCCGUGAACAAGGAGAAAGUUGGGAAGCAAAAUGCCAUCAGGCAGAAGCAGAUUGUAGCUCUGUUAGAUGGGCACUGAUCAGUGCGGAGUCUGAGAACCGCAGGUUGAAAGAGAAGAUGGAGUCCCUUGAAACAGAGAUGGAGCAACUGCAGAACAAGUGUGAAUCAACCCAUUCUGAAAUAGAACUGCUGAGAAAACAACUGGCAAGUGAAAGAGCAUCUAUGAAAAAACUGGAAUCUUUGCUUGUGUCCACUCGUGAGAAAGAAUUUCAGUCACAGAUAGCAAAGCAAGAAAAAGACUCUGAAGUUCAGUUUCUCAAGGAACAACUUUCUUUAGCAGAAAAUAAACUCACUGUACAGAGUCGAGAUAUUACUCAUCUCAGCAACAGAGCAGCUCAGCUAGAGUCAGAACUGGAUAUCACCAAAAGACAGCUGGGGACCGAGCGCUUUGAAAGGGAACAUGCUGUACAGGAGCUUCGACGCCAAAAUCAUGCAAUUCCUUAUCAGUUAAGCUCUACAUUAAGAACAUCAUCACCUGAACAUUCCCAUCAUCGAUCUCCUGAUUGGUCUCUGGACUGGUCCCUGGAAGGUAGUUUUCAGAAUAAUUUUUACUCUAUAUACGUGCGCUUUUUAAAAAGAAACAUAAAUGCCUUCUAA
Molecule: messenger RNA, 2367 nt
Organism: Phalacrocorax carbo (great cormorant)
Lineage: Eukaryota; Metazoa; Chordata; Aves; Suliformes; Phalacrocoracidae
Source: RefSeq, a predicted model, not a curated record